Messenger RNA from Fonsecaea nubica, 738 nucleotides. RefSeq lists its product as hypothetical. The record is from RefSeq and is a predicted model, not a curated record. Bases 1 to 738 code for a protein of 245 amino acids. The transcript is spliced from 2 exons. NCBI's taxonomy places the organism in Eukaryota, Fungi, Ascomycota, Eurotiomycetes, Chaetothyriales, Herpotrichiellaceae.
AUGCCGUGGCUUGCUUCGUCUUCAGUCAGGAGACCGGACAAGCCUAUUCAUAUAGAUCCGCCGAUCACGCACUAUGGAAACCACCCCGACUCAAUCUGGCGUUCGAGCAUCUGCUUCCCCCGGAAUUUUGAAAAGCUGUUGCAGAGAUCCUCCCGGGGUAGCCUGGAGGAAGCAUCAGAAGAUGAAGAUAAGGCAGAUGAAGAAGGCGAGCUGUAUCAAACCCCGUUCAGCGAGCCACCCAACGAGGAGAUUCAGAAUCACAACGGCUCGGUCAUCCAACAGACUGUAUUUCCGGAAAACGGCAUUGGCCCGAUAACCCCGCCCCCUGUCAGACAAUCCUCGUGCGACGCAACAAACACAUCCACAGCAGUCAAAAACACACGAGCUGAACAAGUGAACCGUCAAUCUGCCAUCCCAAAUGACAGGCCAUCAACCCCCGGAGAGCUGGCUAAUACGUCUCUAACCCGUCUCUCUCCCAUAGAGGGCAUGACACGGGGACCAGACACGUCUUCAGCAGCAAAUUUCCCGUACGUCAACUCGUUUACAGAGGAGCACCAUUGCGUCGAAACGGCCACUGAUGGCGCAAGGCCUCUUGCGAAGCAGGCGAGAGGUCCCAGUCGACGCAGCCGCCAGAAACGGUAUGCUAAACUGAAAGAGGAGAUGAAGAGACUAUCACACGCCAGCAGCAGAUACAAGAGGAAUUGGACAGUUUGGCCGCAAGAAGUGAGGUGGAAAUGA